Penicillium vulpinum is the source of this 1554-nucleotide messenger RNA. RefSeq lists its product as uncharacterized. The coding region runs from base 1 to 1554 and encodes 517 amino acids. The record is from RefSeq and is a predicted model, not a curated record. NCBI's taxonomy places the organism in Eukaryota, Fungi, Ascomycota, Eurotiomycetes, Eurotiales, Aspergillaceae. The transcript has a single exon.
AUGCGGUACGCAGCGAACUGUCUCUGGGUCAUAUCCCUCCUGGGCUCCCCAUCACAAGCAGCACACUCUCUCAAUACCAAUACUGAUACAACCCCGGCAAACGCAAACCACAUCUUCAACUCUAUCCAAUCAACCCUCCGCCACUAUGAAUCGUCCAUUUACCCAAAUGGCAUGUCCUUCUUCCUAGCCACUGUGCAAAAAGGAACACGCUUCUACCACGGCACGGGGACACCAGACCCCAUCGUUGGCGUGGAAUGGCUAGCCUUUAAACCGCAGCAUUCGCUGGGUUUCGCACAUCGUGCACACCGCAGAGAAAGAGGGAAGAGAUCGUUCCAGGAUGAUCAAGAUUACGAUCAAGCUCCCCUCGUGGAUGUCCCUGUCCAUCCCCAUGCCACCGCAAACACAGACAAACAUACAAGUGAAUCAAGCCCUGUCAACGCGGGAUACCUCCACACCUACGCCGCAGCAAAGGACCUCCGUCUCCUCUACAUCGACGGUAUGUCCGCCGGUCCGGGCGGAUCCCUCGAGUCCCAGGAUCGUAUCCUCUUCAACGAUACAAUUUCCAACCCUCCGCCCGGCCCGCGUCCCCCUGUUGGUGGUCCGCCUGCGGAACAGGAGCGUGCAUUUCAGACUUGUCGGAUGGUGAAGGAGGUUUGGGGGGAUCGGGUUGAUGGUAUUGCGCGUACGGAGGGUGAUUUUGAGAUUAUUCUUUGUGCUUUUGAGCGUGAUCUUGAGGUUGUUAGUAUUACGCAGACGAAGCCGGGCGCUGGUGGUGGUUGGAGGGGGAUGAAGGGCAUGAAGGGCGAUAUGAAGGGGAUUAAUGGUGGGAGGAAGGGUGAUAUGAAGGGGAUGAAGGGUGGGAGGAAGGGUGGAAGGAAGGAUGGUGGUGUUGAUUCACGUGGUGGUCCUGCUCGUGGUCCUCGUGGUCCUCGUGGACCUGGUGGACCGCCACAGGGUGGUGAUUGUUGCUCGAUCGAUGCACGGUAUGAUCAGUUACUUGGACAGAAGAUCCAUUUGGAUUUCGAUCACUUUGUUUCGGCGUUUGAGUACGGACUUGAUCUUUUCCCUGGUGGUUCGGAGAUCCCCUUGUUGGAUCACAUCCCCAGUGAGCAGUUGGAGCCUGUUCGGAGGGAUAUCAACGAUAUGGUUAAUACUCUGGAGCUGGCUGAGCAUCCGUUUAAUUGGCAGGCUGUUGCUGAUAUGAUUGUUUUCCGGUACUCGGAUGAACUGAAAACUUUGGCAGCGGGCAAUUUCUCGUCUGUUGAUGCCCUCCGGGGAAGGAUUGAGGGUGUUCUGGAGCCUUUUAUUGAUUAUAGGCACUUUGGAGCGAGAGAGGAGAUUGUUGGGUUGUGUCAGAAUGAGUUGAUUCCUGCUUCUGCUCCUGUCGAGUCUCUUGGUGGCCGGGUCGUGUCUUCGAUCUCUCGAAAGGUCUGCGAUACUUUGGCAUCGGGGCUGUUGGAUGAGAAGGAUUUGGAUGAGAUUGUGGCGAAUUUCAAGGAGCUUGUUUCGUUCCUGGGCUGGACCACGUGGAAGAACAAUGAUCGCGCUCUCUAG